CCUCUCUACAACUUCUACAAGUCUCUCCAGAAUGGUCGACUUUGACGGCGCUCUCGAGUAUCUCGGGGCUUUUGGAAAGUACCAGAAACUCAUCUACUGCCUAACGUGUGUACUUGCGAUGCCGGUAUCUUUCCACAUGCUCGCUAUGACGUUUUUGGACGCCAAGGUGGCGUUCCACUGUGCCGUCCCGGAGAUACGUCACGCCGAGCCUGGGACGGAGAACUACAGCUGUGCGCUCAACUACUCCAUACCCUGGGAACAAGACCAGGAAACCAGAGUAUGGAAACUAUCUGACUGUAGGAGAUAUAGCGUUAGAAACACCAGCCUGGCGACAGCUGAAUGCCCCUUCGAUGCCAUCAACGAAACGGCCCUCGGCUACUUCGAUGGCGAGAACACGUCAUCCUGUAACCAUGGUUACUGGUACGACAGGAGCCAGUAUCACAGCAGCAUCUUUACUGAGUUCGACCUGGUGUGUGACAGCAAUGAGUUGAACCAGUUCGCCCAGUCCAUGUUCAUGGUAGGGGUGCUGCUUGGAGCUGUCGGCUCCGGACAACUAUCAGAUAUGAUGGGAAGGAAGAAAACCUUGUUCAUCGGCAUCUUCCUUCAGCUCAUCUCCGGAGUAGCCGUGGCCUUCUCUCCCAACUAUGCGUUCUUCGUCGUCUUCCGAGCACUGGUCGGCGUCUCCACUUCUACUGUGUUCCUGCCAGCUUUUGUCAUAGGUACAGAACUCGUGGCCUCCAGCAUGAGAACAUGGGCGGCGACUCUGAUCGAGAUUUUCUUCGCCGUCGGUUUCAUGCUGCUGGCACUCAUAGCGUACCUCAUCAGGGACUGGAGGACUUUACAACUUGCUAUCAGUUUACCGAAUGCAGCCUUUCUCUUCACUUAUCCUUUGAUCAUUGAGUCUCCAAGAUGGCUGCUGUCCAAAGGUCGUGACGAGGAAGUGGCCGCCAUUAUGCGGACAGCCGCCAAGGUCAAUGGGGUCACACUGCCAGAUGAGGUUUUCACAACCAAGAAAGUCGAUAUUGAAAAGCCAGCAGAUGAGAGAACAUACACUGUGAUCGACCUUGUGCGGACACCAAAUAUGGCGAAAAAGUCUCUACUAAUUUUCUUCAACUGGCUGGUGAUCACAUUAGUGUACUACGGUCUGUCUCUAAACACCUCCAACCUGGGAGGGGACGACUACCUCAACUUCUUCAUCGGCGGUGCUGUGGAAAUACCGGCUUAUGUUUCGUCUAUAUAUGUCGUCGACACUUUUGGAAGACCAAAGACACAUGCCGGUUACAUGAUGAUCGGAGCUGUGGGCUGUAUAGUAUGUCCAUUCCUCACGGCACCGUACCUGCCGGAACAUCUGAACCCGCUGUCCGUCACCAUGGCCAUGAUUGGUAAGUUCGGCGUCACCGCUGGCUUCAACAUCAUCUACCUGUGGACGGCGGAGCUGUAUCCGACUAUGGUCAGGAAUAUGGGAGUUGGAGCCUCGUCCAUGUUCGCACGUGUAGGCGGGAUCAUCUCACCGUACGUGGAGCUGUCCAAGAGUGUGUGGGGUCCUCUCCCGUAUAUCAUCUUCGGGGCGCUGUCCUUCCUGGCCGCCCUGGCAGCGCUGCUUCUCCCGGAGACGCUCGGUGCAGAGCUUCCCGUCACCCUGGAGGAUGGGGAAAACUUCGGAAACAGUAAUUCAACGUCUGCCAAGGAAAAUACCCAGGACAAAACAGACGGAAGUAGGAUAAACCCAGCAUUCUCCCAUGAUGCACCAGAAACCGGAAGAAUGACGAAAGGGGCUCUUUCUGAUCUUCGUGGUCCAUUUGAGACGAUACAUGUUACCUCAUUGUGACAAGCUAUCUUUUGUUUAGUAUUGAGACGUAGACGUAAGGCCUGGGAAAAUGUAGUAACCAACCGUCCCCAGCAAAAACCUUUCUGGUCGUCUGCUGCAGCAAAGAGCAUAACAUUUACGAUCCGAUCUAGGUGAAGAACUUAAAUACAGACCUCCUGUAUUUCACACUGUUAACAUGCUUUGACAAGUUGAUAUAAUCAUGUGUAGAACAUUGUAUUUCUUCGUUCAGUUUAUUGAUAUAUAUUUUUAGGUUAUGGCAAUAAAGCAGAAGUACACUUUCAGUAAUGUAAUAAUGCGAUAUCUUGCUGCAUCUACAAUGGAGUCUAAAGUAUACUUAUAUGUAACGUAAAGGUUAAAUUUGCUUCGUAGGACAGUUGGAGAUUACAGUACAUGAUUUACCUAGUUGCAUAAGGAACAUCAACAACAUGAAUCUAUCUGUGCUAUAUCAAUAUCGAAAAGUAGUUGAAGAGGAUAUUUUCAUAAUUGUAUGACGUCAAGUGAACAGAAAAGGACCCCAUAUUUUAUCGUCUUUAAGUUUCCAUAUGCGCAUUUCAUGGAGAGAGAAUGUACCAAAGUAGGCAAUAUCAAGUACAUUUCAUGUACUCAGCUACAUUUCAUGUACUCAGCUUAGCGCUCAUUAAUUUUCAGCUGAUAUUACAAAAAAUCCCUUCAUAGAUAGUCAGCAUAACUAGAAAGUAGUGCACGAGUAGAAGUAACAGUAGUGACGCAACCAUGACUAUACGUAAAUAAGUAAAACUAGUUAGGUAGUUAUAAAAGUGAUACAUGUGUGGCAGCUAUGAAUG
Molecule: messenger RNA, 2631 nt
Organism: Branchiostoma floridae (Florida lancelet)
Lineage: Eukaryota; Metazoa; Chordata; Leptocardii; Amphioxiformes; Branchiostomatidae
Product: organic cation transporter protein-like
Exons: 12
Coding region: 32-1828 (598 amino acids)
Biological process (GO): transmembrane transport
Cellular component (GO): membrane
Molecular function (GO): transmembrane transporter activity
Source: RefSeq, a predicted model, not a curated record